This is a messenger RNA of Anopheles stephensi (Asian malaria mosquito), 3034 nucleotides long. It is a transcript of the gene Gld, whose product is annotated as glucose dehydrogenase [FAD, quinone]. Lineage: Eukaryota; Metazoa; Arthropoda; Insecta; Diptera; Culicidae. Bases 691 to 2514 code for a protein of 607 amino acids. Gene Ontology annotation, molecular function: flavin adenine dinucleotide binding; oxidoreductase activity, acting on CH-OH group of donors. The record is from RefSeq and is a predicted model, not a curated record. The transcript has 6 exons.
CCACCUCUCAUUUGUUGGCCAAAGCUCACCGGGGUGACUUCAAUAUCUUGAGGACCACACGCUGGUUGGGAACCUCGCACGUUCAAGACUUUUCCGCUAUUCUGUGGCGCUGUGCUCUCUUUCAUCCACCGUGAGCAGAUCUCGUGUUUGUGUGCUGUGUGUUGAUCUGCGGAGAUCCGCACAAGAUUCGUGUACCUGUGGCGGUGUGGUGUGUGUCGUAAGUCGAUCGGAGACUCGAAGAAUUUUCUCUCGCUCUGGUGGCGCGCGAGCCGAGAAGGUACGUCCGGCCGGGUCGAUCGACUCAGAUGAUCUAGUGAAGUCAACCGGGACGGUGUUGUCCGGUCCUGUCCGCAGCAGCUUCUACCCAGUGCAGCAUCAAACCGUAGUGUGCCAUAGAGUGAAUCUUCCAGUGGUGUUUUGUGAAGUGAUCGAGUCGCUGUGACCACCAUCAUUAGGAACGGAAGUGAUCGUAACCAGUACCAGGUUGCAGUAGUUAUCGAAAAGCUCAUUAGAAGCUCGUUACGGACACAAUCGCUGCCGUGGACAAUAAGAAGGCUGCGACAGAUCUGGUUACGGUAGGUAGCAGGACACCCAACCGAAACGAGCACAAGAAAAGAAGAAAAAAAAACGGCCGAACGGACGUUAACGCAUUGACAUUACGAGCGCAGCGCAACCAGCCGGUGAAGCAGGAUGUCGUCCUGUGCGUGUCCUAUGACGAGCCCCGUCGGGGCCACACUGGCGGCACUGUGCGGCGGUACGCAGUACAUGCUGUUUAUGGGGCUGCUGGAGGUGUUUAUAAGGUCACAGUGUGAUCUCGAGGAUCCUUGUGGACGCACCAAGGCGAAAUCUUCCCGAAAUGUGGACUACGAGUACGACUUUAUCGUUGUUGGUGGUGGAUCGGGCGGAUCGGUAAUUGCGUCACGGCUGUCGGAGAUCAAGAACUGGAAGGUACUACUCAUCGAAGCAGGACCGGACGAACCGACCGGAGCGCAGAUUCCGUCCAUGUUUCUGAACUAUCUGGGAAGCGACAUCGACUGGAAGUACAACACGGAACCGGAACAGUAUGGAUGCCUGGGAUCACCGGAGCAGCGUUGCUACUGGCCACGGGGCAAGGUGCUCGGCGGUACAUCCGUGUUGAACGGCAUGAUGUACAUACGUGGCAACCCGCAGGACUACGAUGACUGGGAAGCGAUGGGCAAUCCGGGCUGGAAGUGGAAGGACGUCCUGCCGUACUUCAUGAAGUCGGAGGAUAAUCUGCAGAUCAACGAAGUCGACUCGAAGUACCAUUCGACGGGAGGUAUGCUUCCGGUUGGACGCUUCCCAUACAACCCACCAUUCUCGUACUCGGUUCUGAAGGGUGGCGAACAGCUGGGCUACCAGGUGCAGGAUCUUAACGGGGCCAACACGACCGGUUUCAUGAUUGCACAGAUGACCAACAAGAACGGUAUUCGAUUCAGUGCGGCACGUGCCUUCCUGCGUCCGGCUGUUAACCGGGCCAAUCUGCAUAUCCUCCUGAACACCACCGUCACCAAGGUGUUGGUCCAUCCGACGUCCAAAACUGCGCACGGUGUUGAGAUUGUGGAUGAGGAUGGGCACAUGCGCAAGAUUCUCGUCAAGAAGGAAGUUAUCGUGAGUGGUGGAGCGGUCAAUUCGCCUCAGAUUCUGCUGCUGAGUGGUAUCGGACCGAAGGAACAUCUGGAGAAGGUUGGCGUGCGUCCGAUUCACGAUCUGCCCGGAGUUGGUAAGAAUCUUCACAACCAUGUCGCUUACUUCAUCAACUUCUUCCUGAACGAUACGAACACGGCUCCACUGAACUGGGCAACGGCCAUGGAGUAUCUGCUGUUCCGUGACGGUCUGAUGUCGGGAACCGGUGUGUCGGCGGUAACGGCCAAGAUUAGCUCCAAGUACGCCGAGCGACCCGAUGAUCCCGAUCUGCAGUUCUACUUCGGUGGCUUCCUGGCCGAUUGUGCCAAGACGGGACAGGUUGGUGAGCUGCUGAGCAAUGACUCUCGCUCGGUGCAGAUCUUCCCGGCUGUCCUUCAUCCGAAGAGCCGUGGUUACAUCGAACUCAAAUCGAACGACCCACUGGAACAUCCCAAGAUCGUCGUCAACUAUCUGAAGGAAGAUCACGACGUAAAGGUGCUGGUGGAGGGUAUCAAGUUUGCUGUCCGUCUAUCGGAAACUGAUGCCCUCCAAGCGUACGGUAUGGAUCUCGACCGAACGCCCGUAAAAGCUUGCCAGGACAAGGACUUUGGAUCGCAGGAAUACUGGGAGUGCGCCGUACGGCAAAACACUGGCGCUGAGAACCAUCAGGCAGGCUCGUGCAAGAUGGGCCCCACCAGCGAUCCAGAGUCGGUCGUCGAUCACGAGCUUCGAGUGCACGGCGUGCGGAAUCUGCGGGUUGUCGAUGCGUCCGUCAUGCCGAAGGUCACCUCGGGCAACACGAACGCACCGAUCAUCAUGAUCGCCGAGAAGGGUGCCCAUCUGAUUCGCCGAGCGUGGGGCGCUCGCUAGAGAAACUGACGGACGGCUUCUCCUAGCAUUUACGGAAUGGGAUAGAUUUAUUUAGCACAUAAGCUCUACCCGCUUAGGCACACGCUCGUCCCAGAUAUUGUCCAACGGUUCGUCGCGAGGGAGUGCAUGCACGCACGCAAGGAAGUUCUCGAUUUUUUCGAAAGUAUUAUGCAUCUUUCAACCAACGUUUACAGUCUGUGUCUACCUCGAAUGGCAAAAUGGACUCUUUCUUUCGGCCGGCCGGCCGUACAUCGGAUGCGAGGUUCUCGUGGAAUCGAACAAUCAACAACCGGCGGCAUCAAGUGCGUGUUUCCAUAGUUAAACAAUCCGCAUACAUUUCCCAUCCCUCCAGGCAUGGCAUAUUCUGCCGCAUGUCCCGCUCAAAUUGUGUUAAUGUAAAGUUAAAUUAUGAAUAUCAAUAAAGAAUAAUUAUGGUACAAUCGAACGACUAGGGGAAUGCUCCCGAUGGAACAAGGAAUUCCAUAGGAGGACACUCUUCCGUAGGUGUGCCGAAAAUUUA